This is a messenger RNA of Danaus chrysippus (African queen), 474 nucleotides long. The record is from the annotation of a GenBank genome assembly. NCBI's taxonomy places the organism in Eukaryota, Metazoa, Arthropoda, Insecta, Lepidoptera, Nymphalidae.
AUGCACGAGCGACCCAACGAACACAUUGUGGCGGUUACGAAACAACGAGCCACCAGGAAAACUGACAGCACUCUGAAUAAAGAGCGGAGGACGCUGCCUCACCAGCCGUUCAUACCAGCGAGCACAGAUAACGUACUGCUCGCCGUGGUGGGAUCGAGUAACUCGCGGUUGGCAUCUAUCUGUUUACUGCCGAGAGGGGCCGAGGGGGGGGAGGAGGCCGGAGGAGGCCGGGGGGGCGCGGGGCUGCGGGGGGGGAGCGGUCUACAACCAGGUCAAGGGAGCCGAGAUGCACCGCUCGUUCGCGCGAAAUCUCACUUUCGCGCGCUGCACCAAACAUGGCCGACCUAUGACGUUAUAGUUCACGGUGACACAGAAUGUGACAUGAUCGUGGAGAGUAAUAAGGCCGCGGAGGAAUUAGAGAUGUGUUGCAACGAUUACACGUGCGCGGAAUAUGACAAUAACAAACAUAUCUAA